This is a messenger RNA of Nothobranchius furzeri (turquoise killifish), 3097 nucleotides long. RefSeq names its product probable polypeptide N-acetylgalactosaminyltransferase 8. Gene Ontology annotation, biological process: protein O-linked glycosylation. NCBI's taxonomy places the organism in Eukaryota, Metazoa, Chordata, Actinopteri, Cyprinodontiformes, Nothobranchiidae. Gene Ontology annotation, molecular function: polypeptide N-acetylgalactosaminyltransferase activity. Gene Ontology annotation, cellular component: Golgi apparatus. The record is from RefSeq and is a predicted model, not a curated record.
GUUAAUAGAAAUAUAAAAAAUGAUCGUGCACUUCAGCCAUCACUUUUAAAAUUAAAUAUGUUAUAAAGAGCAGAAUAAAAAUCUUCUGCAGGGGUUGAAAGACUCUUAAAGUUACAGUAAAACGUGACUAAUCAGGCUUUCCAGUUACAUUUCUUUGCAAGCUCUUACCUUUGUGCCAAGUUGAAGAUGGAGUGAAAUGAAAAGGUAAAUUACUGGUUGAAUUACCUGCUCAUCGUUUCAUCAGCCCCAGUCAGGUGUGGCCGGAUGGGUCACGGCUCCUUCUGGCCACCUUUGCCUCACCGGACCACAGAUCUGCCAUCGACUGAUCCCAACCAGACAUCAGCAUUUACCUUUGCUGUGCGGCUGAUGUUCAGCAGAAGAGCCACGCGCGCAGUGACGUCACCACGCCCCCUUCUAAUCAGGCUCACCUGCUGAGACGUAAAAAAAACUCGCAACAGGAAGAAUACCUGUCAGAUCCAUCUGAACCCGUCAGUCCCGCUUGUCUGAUCGAACCGAGGCCGGUACACGUCUUCUUCUUUGUUUGGACCUCAUCUCCUCUUCCAUCAUGAGAGCGGUGUCGCUCAGGCGCCCGCUCGUCGCCGCGGGCUGUGUGGGACUCUGCUUCUACGUGGGAAUGUUUCUGAGGAACGGCCAUGUCCACAGAGACCGGGACCGGGACCGGGAGCUGGACUCACACCGGUCCAUCAGGAGCUUCUCGGAUCUGGAGGCCAGCCUGAGCAAUCUCACCAAGGCCCUCCUAUCUUUUGAGCAAAAACAGGAUGUUAUGCAGAGAAUCCUGGAGGAGGAGAGAAACACUCAGAGAAAAGUGGCAGAGGUGCUGCAGCAGGCGCUUCAAGUAGGGGUCGGGCUGGAAAAGCAACACGAGGAAAAGGUCCAGGCUAGAAGGGAAGAUGUCGGCAAAGUGUUCCCUGAUUCUCCACUGUUCAAGGAAUGGGGAGGGAGUCUGUCUGAGGAUGAGCAAAGGGAGGCUCAAGCUCUGUUUGACAAGUAUGGGUACAAUGUUUUCCUCAGCGACCGCCUUCCUCUGAACAGACCUCUUCCAGAAACAAGAGACCCCAGGUGUUUAAAGAGGACUUAUCCAAAGGACCUCCCAACCGUGGGAGUGGUGCUGAUCUACCUGAAUGAAGCUCUAUCCAUCAUCAAACGAGCCAUGCGAAGCAUCAUUGACCGCACGCCUAAGAACCUGCUGAAGGAGAUAAUAAUGGUGGAUGACAACAGCUCUAAUGAAAAUCUGAAGGGUGACCUGGACAUGUAUGUGAAGUCACUACAGGAGGAGAACCCAGGUCUCCGCAUUGCAAGAGUGAGGCACACUGAGCAGAGAGGUCUCGCGUACGCCAGAGCUUCUGGGUGGCGGGCUGCGACCGCUGAUGUGGUGGCCAUCUUGGAUGCACACAUUGAAGUCCACGAAAUGUGGGCAGAACCGCUGCUGACGCAGAUCAAAGGGGACCGGACCGUGGUGACUUCUCCCGUCUUCGACAGAGUCAACUUUGAUGAUCUGAAGGUUAUCCCAUACCUCUCAGCAGCACACGCCUUUGACUGGGCUCUGUGGUGCAUGUACGAGGGCUUUUCUCCUGACUAUUACAAGCUCAACGACAGCUCAUUACCUGGAAAGAGUCCGUCUGUCAUGGGAAUCCUGGUGGCUGAUAGGAAGUAUCUUGGAGAGGUUGGACUCCUCGAUGAAGGGAUGAAAGUUUAUGGUGGAGAAAAUGUAGAACUUGGGAUUCGUGUGUGGACAUGUGGAGGCAGCAUUGAAGUAGUGCCGUGUUCCAAGAUUGCCCACAUUGAGAGGUUCCACAAGCCCUACCUGCCUGACCUCAGCCCUGCGAUGAGGAGAAAUGCCCUAAGGGUUGCUGAGGUCUGGAUGGAUGAAUACAAACACAACGUCAACUUGGCCUGGAACUUACCAUUUGAGAAUCACGGCAUCGACAUUGGAGAUGUCUCGGAGAGAAAGAAGAUCAGAGAAAAGCUGAACUGUAAGCCUUUUAAAUGGUAUCUGGACAACGUGUAUCCUAAGCUGGAUCCCUGGGACAACCUGCUGGCUUAUGGAGGAAUGAAAAAUCUUGAUGCUGAUUUGUGCAUAGACCAAGGUCCGGUACCAGGCCACACGCCCAUUUCCUUCCACUGCUACUAUUAUGGACCACAGAUGGUAUAUUACCGUACGACUGGUGAGCUCUAUGUCGGUGGCAUCAAGUCCCACAAAUACAACGACAACCGAUGUUUAACCGACGCAGGACAGAAAAACACCGAGCCGGGUUUGUACAACUGCAAAGAGGCCAUGCAGAAGGGAAUGGGCAUCUACUGGGAUUUAAUUCAGGGCAAAGAACUGAAGAACAGGCAGACAAAAAGAUGUCUGGAGAUCAUAAAAGGCGUACUUCUAAUACAAGAAUGCACCGGCCAAAGAUGGACAAUCCAAAACAUAAUCAAAGAGCUGAAGUGAGAACGUUAAAACAACAAGAAGUGCUCUUCGCUGGCUCUCAGUGGUUAAUCGUAGCUGUUUGGACAAAAGGUGUCAGUAAAAGUAUAAAAAGAAAUGAAGGCGUGGUGGUUGUGGUUGCAAGUGAUUGUUUUAUUUAUUGAGUUUGUUUUAAAAGAGUGAAGAUUUUUGUUUAAUGGAAGAAAACAAACGUGAACUUUAAACCUUCCAGAUACGUUUAUAAUGGAGGAAUUUGCCAGGAUUUGUUUUUGCCUUUUUUAUUAAUAAACUUUUUACUGAUAAUACCGAGUUGAGAAGUACCUACUGGGUGGCGCGUGGGCCUUUUCUAGCGGUGAGGGUUCCCGCCCCUGGUGCUGCUUUAACUACGCCACACACGUCUCUCAGCGUGUUUCCUACAAUGGUCAGUUUAAUGUUUUACUUUUACAGUUUAACGUUUACCCUGCACCGGGUUUUGGUCACAAGUGAAUCGGUAAUAAAAGAUUAAGCUAUAAUUAUUGUGACUGCUGUGUAGCAUCCCAGUGCCUUUGGUUCAUUAUUUACUGUAGGCUGUAAAAAGGUCCGCUUUGUGCAACGCCUGAUUACAAAUCAUGAUGACGCCCUUUCUUGUGUUUAAGAAAAUAAACCUGUUUUUUCUAACUGAAA